Messenger RNA from Medicago truncatula (barrel medic), 1909 nucleotides. RefSeq names its product aluminum-activated malate transporter 9. NCBI's taxonomy places the organism in Eukaryota, Viridiplantae, Streptophyta, Magnoliopsida, Fabales, Fabaceae. The record is from RefSeq and is a predicted model, not a curated record. Gene Ontology annotation, biological process: malate transport. The transcript is spliced from 5 exons. Bases 16 to 1545 code for a protein of 509 amino acids.
AACAAGGCAUGUCAAAUGGGUCGGUCUGAUCCAAGGAAGAUUAUAUUUGCCGCAAAAAUGGGUCUUGCUUUGACUAUUAUCUCCCUUUUGAUUUUUCUCAAAGAACCCUUCAACAAAGAUAUUGGUCGUAACUCUGUUUGGGCUAUUCUCACCGUUGUAGUUGUCUUUGAAUUCAGUAUAGGGGCAACUCUGAGCAAGGGGUUUAACAGAGGAUUAGGGACAUUGUCAGCUGGAGGACUUGCUGUUGGAGUGGGAGAGUUAUCAGCAUUGGCUGGAGAAUGGGAAGAAAUUAUAGUUAUUAUCACUACAUUCAUUGUUGGAUUCUGUGCUACUUAUGCAAAACUCUAUCCAACUUUAAAGCCUUAUGAAUAUGGUUUCCGUGUGUUCUUGAUCACUUAUUGCUACAUUACAGUAUCUGGUUAUCAUACUGGUGAGUUUCUUGAUACAUCUAUAAGUAGAUUUUUGCUCAUUGCACUUGGUGCUGCUGUCUCUUUGGGAGUCAAUAUCUGCAUAUAUCCUAUUUGGGCCGGAGAAGAUUUGUAUAAUCUUGUGAUAAAAAAUUUCAUGGGCGUUGCAACAUCUCUAGAAGGGGUUGUCAAUCACUACCUUCUGACUUACCAAGCAGCUGCUGAUGACCCAGUUUACAGUGGCUACAGAUCAGCAGUUGAAUCUAAAAGUAACGAGGAAACAUUGUUGGGAUUUGCUGUAUGGGAACCACCUCAUGGUAAAUACAAAAUGCUUAAAUAUCCAUGGAAGAAUUAUGUCAAAGUAAGCGAGGCUCUUAGGUAUUGCGCGUUUGUGGUUAUGGCCAUGCAUGGAUGCAUACUUUCUGAAAUUCAGGCCCCGGCUGAUAAGAGACAGGUUUUUCACAAAGAGCUUAAGAGGGUAUGUUCCGAAGGAGCACAAGUGUUGCGCGAACUUGGAAACAAAGUCCAGAAGAUGGAGAAGCUGGACAGGAGAGAUUUGUUGCACAAAGUGCACGAGGCAGCCGAAGAAUUGCAACUAAAGAUCGAUAAAAAAUCUUACCUUCUUGUCAAUUCAGAGCUCUGGGAAAUUGGAAACCAUUCUAGAGAGGAAACUAAUGAUGAUCUUCCUGAAGGCCACAUUAACAUGGAUGAAGACAAACAAUUUCUAGAGUACAAGUCUCUAAGUGAAGCAGCACUUGAUCUCAGAUCAAUUGAAGUUCAAAACAAUUGGGAUGAAAUAACUAGAGAUAAUAAUAGUAAUAACCAUGAUGUGCCUCCUUCUAUCGCCAAUGAAAACAUGUUCGUGAAACAAACAUCUUGGCCUGCUCAUGUUUACUACAAACCAGAAGUCAAAGCAAAAGAGGAAGUAUCAAAAACUUAUGAAAGUGCAAGUUCGUUGUCUCUAACGACAUUUACAUCACUAUUGAUUGAAUUUGUAGCAAGGCUUCAAAAUUUAGUGGAUUCAUUUGAAGAAUUGGGUGAGAAAGCUAACUUUAAGGACCCCCUUGAACAACAAGGUGCCAUAGCAUCUGGCUGGUUUAGGAGGAGAUUGUUUAACUGCUUUAUAUCCCAGGAUUGACAAAUGGAGUAUGAAAAGAGGUAAAUUUUCUUAACAAGUAGAUCAACUCCAGAAAUUUCCAUAAAGUUUUGAAACUAUUUGAUAUUUCAUCAUGUGACAUCAAAUGGACUCAUAAAAAUGUUUUAAAAAUGAUCAGAAGUGAACCUAAAGACGACGGCAAAGUUGGUUGGAUGCAGCGGAGGAUGGCGACUGCUCAUUAGAGGGAAUGUUAUUCCUACAAGGACUACAACGCUCAAAUCAACAAGGCAUUCAAGAAAGUCUAUAAGAUCAACCGAAAGAGAAAACAUAAAUUUCACAUGGGACGAGGGUCCUUUAUAUAAAUGUGGUAUAAUGGACUCUAGGUCUGAAAUGGUUACGAUGUUCC